Molecule: messenger RNA, 225 nt
Organism: Penicillium crustosum
Lineage: Eukaryota; Fungi; Ascomycota; Eurotiomycetes; Eurotiales; Aspergillaceae
Exons: 1
Coding region: 1-225 (74 amino acids)
Source: RefSeq, a predicted model, not a curated record
AUGCCAACAAGCUACACUCAAUCUGAGCGAGUUGACGCGAUAACAGGCGACGUGAACACACGGGUCCUCGACUGCUUUGCGCGCGAUCAACUGCGAUUUGAGGUUCUCAAGGCGAAACUAAGGUGGAUCGCGUAUCGGAUGACUCGGCGACUCGGGAUGACACAAUCAGAGUAUUGGCUCAGUGUGUCAACAAUGGGAUCACAACACGAACACGUCGGUCAAUGA